Molecule: messenger RNA, 4139 nt
Organism: Melospiza melodia melodia
Lineage: Eukaryota; Metazoa; Chordata; Aves; Passeriformes; Passerellidae
Gene: FARP2
Product: FERM, ARH/RhoGEF and pleckstrin domain protein 2
Exons: 27
Coding region: 76-3210 (1044 amino acids)
Cellular component (GO): cytoskeleton
Molecular function (GO): guanyl-nucleotide exchange factor activity
Source: RefSeq, a predicted model, not a curated record
GGCCGCUCGGGGCCGGUGUGAGCGCGGGCGGCGGCGGAGCGGGCCCGGCCUGGAGACUCUGCUUGCUGUUGGAAGAUGGGAGAGAUAGAAGGAACCUACAGAGUUCUGCAGACUCCAGGCUCUCGUUUGGGUGCCCAGAAGAGCUCAGGGGUGAGCACCUUGGAGCCAGGGCAGAACCUCCUGCCUGCCAUGGCCUCAUCGCCCGCCAAGGCGCACGAGCGCGACCUCCCCGUCAAAAUCAAGAUGUUGGACAACACAGUGGAAGUUCUUGACAUUGAGUCAAAAUGUUAUGGCCAGACGUUAUUGACAGAAGUUUACAAGCAUCUGAAUUUGAUUGAAUCAGACUACUUUGGAAUUGAGUUCCAGAAUAUCCAGUCAUAUUGGAUUUGGCUGGAACCUAUGAAACCUGUUAUUAAACAAGUACGGAGACCAAAGACUACAAUGCUUCGUCUGGCUGUGAAAUUUUUCCCUCCUGACCCUGGUCAGCUGCAAGAGGAAUACACCAGGUACCUGUUUGCAUUGCAAAUCAAAAGGGACCUGGCAGAGGAGAGGCUGACCUGCAGUGACAACACAGCUGCUCUGCUGGUCUCCCACCUGCUGCAGUCUGAAAUAGGAGAUUUUGAUGAAUCAGAAGACAAAGAACACCUUAAAACAAACCAGUAUUUGCCAAACCAGGAAAAACUUGAAGGAAAGAUCCUGGACUUCCACAGGAAGCAUGUGGGUCAAACUCCUGCUGAAUCUGACUUUCAAGUGCUUGAAAUUGCCAGGAAACUGGAGAUGUAUGGCAUCAGAUUCCACCUUGCCUCUGACCGUGAGGGCACCAAAAUCAACCUGGCAGUUUCACACAUGGGUGUGCUGGUGUUCCAGGGUAACACAAAAAUCAAUACCUUCAACUGGUCCAAGGUCCGUAAGCUGAGCUUCAAGAGGAAAAGAUUCCUUAUUAAGCUCCACCCAGAGGGCCCGUACCAAGAUACAUUGGAGUUUCUUUUGGGAAGUAGGGAUGAGUGUAAAAACUUCUGGAAAAUCUGUGUUGAGUAUCACACAUUCUUUAGGCUCUUUGACCAGCCAAAGCCAAAGGCUAAAGCAGUGUUCUUCACCAGAGGCUCAUCUUUCAGAUACAGUGGACGAACACAGAAGCAGCUAGUGGAUUAUAUUAAGGACAGUGGGAUGAAGAGAACCCCAUAUGAAAGGAGGCACAGCAAGGUCAGAGCAUCCACUCGCACCUCGAACGCAGACGUGCCAAAGCAGAGUGUCCCAUUCUCUGAGGGCUUGAGAACUCCAGGGUCUCCAGCCUCAACAGCUGCCCCCUUCCACUCAGUUCACUCCUUGGCCAGUCCCGCUUCCAUCCUGCCCAUGUUUGCUGAACCCAGCCCUUCCUCCUUGGAGCCCCGAGCAUCGUACACAAGGAUUCCAGACAAAACCACUGCAGCCCCAGUGGAAGAAGUGGGGAGGAAGCUGAUGCAGCAGCCUGGAUCUCCCGUGCUCCAAGGCCUCCCUGUGGACCAUGGCCAGCUGUCCUCCCUUGUGCUGAAGAGUCCCCUGGGUUUGAGCCCAGGCUUUCAGGUGACUGCAGCCACCCAGGGCUCAUCCCCUCUGCUCAGCCCUGUGCUCAGCGAUGCUGGUGGCGCCAGGAUAGAGGAGGAUGAUGAAAUGAAAAGGAAGCGCUGCCCCACAGACAAGGCAUACUUCAUAGCAAAGGAGAUCCUGGCCACAGAACGCACCUAUUUAAAGGACCUGGAGGUCAUUACAGUGUGGUUCCGCAGUGCUGUGAUCAAGGAGAAUGCCAUGCCCGAGGGCCUGAUGACCCUGCUCUUCUCCAACAUUGACCCCAUCUAUGAGUUCCACAGAGGCUUUCUCAAGGAGAUUGAACAGAGGCUCUCCCUCUGGGAAGGCAGGAGCAAUGCUCACGUGAAGGGGGAUUUCCAGCGCAUUGGGGAUGUCAUGCUCAGGAACAUGCAUGCUCUCAAGGAGUUCACGGGCUACCUGCAGAAACACGACGAGGUCCUGACGGAACUGGAGAAAGCAACCAAACGCCUCAAGAAGCUGGAGAUGGUUUAUAAGGAGUUUGAGCUGCAGAAGGUUUGCUACCUGCCCCUCAACACCUUUCUGCUCAAACCCAUCCAGAGACUGAUGCACUACAAGCUGAUCCUGGGGAGGCUGUGCAAGCACUACACAGCAGAGCACCGGGACUUCGCCGACUGCCGCAAUGCUCUGAAGGAAGUCACAGAAAUGACCUCCCAGCUGCAGCACAGCCUCAUCCGCCUGGAAAACUUCCAGAAGCUUACAGAGCUGCAGCAUGACCUGAUUGGGGUAGACAAUCUCACAGCACCUGGCAGGGAGUUUAUCCGGGAAGGUUGCUUGUACAAGCUCACUAAGAAGGGCUUACAGCAGAGGAUGUUCUUUCUGUUCUCAGAUAUGUUACUGUACACAAGCAAAGGGGUCACAGGGACAAAUCAGUUCAAAAUCCACGGACACCUCUCUCUGCAUGGCAUGUUGGUGGAGGAGAGUGAGAAUGAGUGGUCUGUCCCACACUGCUUCACAAUCUAUUCUGCACAGAAAACCAUAGUGGUGGCAGCCAGCACCCGCCUGGAGAUGGGCAAGUGGAUGGAAGACCUGAAUGUGGCCAUUGAGAUGGCCAAGAAAUCCACAGAGAAAUCCGAGAUGCUUCUGGAAAAUUCCGUCUGCAACCGCUCCAACAGAUCCUCAGAUGAGGUGUCAGUAGAGCAGGAGUCAGAAGAUGACAUUCACUCCUCCCGUAGCUCCCUGGACAGGCAGAGCCAGCCCCGUGCCAACACCACGGUGCACGUGUGCUGGUACCGCAGCACCAGCGUCUCCAUGGCCGACCACAGCGCGGCCGUCGAGAACCAGCUCUCUGGGUAUCUGCUGAGGAAAUUCAAGAACAGCAAUGGCUGGCAGAAACUCUGGGUGGUCUUCACCAACUUCUGCUUGUUCUUCUACAAGACACACCAGGAUGAUUAUCCCCUGGCCAGCCUCCCCCUGCUGGGCUACACGGUCAGCUGCCCUGUGGAGGCAGAUGGCAUUCACAAGGAUUAUGUCUUCAAGCUGCAGUUCAAGUCUCACGUGUACUUCUUCAGGGCUGAGAGCAAAUACACCUUUGAGAGGUGGAUGGAGGUGAUCAAAAGAGCCACCAGCUCUCCUGCCAGGUCGAGCCUGCCUGUGCCCAAGGAGAAGGACACUCACACAGAGUGAUGUGGGGCAGAGCUGGAUCUCUGCUGGCAACACCAACAAAACAGGUGGGAGCAGGAGGCUCUGGAGUUGGCAAAGCAAAGAGCCAGGAGGCUCCUUCCCCCCAGAAUGGAAAGUGGGGCUGCAGCCAGGGAUCACAUCCAUUCCCAAAGGUGGGGAAGAGGGGCAAGUCUGUUCCAGCUGGACCUACUCAGAGAGAACCCAACACCACCACCAUCAUGGAGGGGUUCUUGUUCCCUGUACCUGUACAGUGACACCUUUGCCUGCCCUGAGGGCAGCUCCCACCUUCUUUUUACACCUUGACUGGAUGCUCAGCACACAGGGGAGGAGCCCAGCAGCCUCCAGGGGUGCAGCUGGCUGGCAGCAGAGGGUGCCAGGGCUCCUGCCCUGGUGCUGGCAGCACAGCCUGUCCUGCUGGCACAGCUGCCUCAGACAGACAGGGACACACCACGUGCUGCCUCACUCCCAGCUCGUUCUGAACAGCACUGCAGCUCUCCCAGCACAGCUCUGCUCCUCAGGAGCUGCCAGGGCAGCAGCUUUCCAGGCAGGCUGUGUCUCUGUGGAGGUGCUGGUGGGUUGUGGAUCGGUGCAGGGGGGUGCAUGGUUUGUCCUCUGAACUCAAUCACUGUUCUCAUAUCACAGCUCCAGUUUCUUUAUCCCUUAGUAGGAGUUAAGGCAUGGGAUGGCAAACACUCUCCACUCUGGUGUGGGUGAUGUUUUCAAGGCAUUUAAGCACUGCAGGAGAGCAAGCCUCUGAAAGUCACUGUUGCUUGUGCUUUUGUCAUGGCAAGACUUGUGAAAAUCCCUCAUCUUCUAGUUCAGUUUGGGGUGGGAUCCAUCUUCUGUUUCUCAUGAAGGUGUAAAAGUCACUGGAUUCCAGAUGGAGCAUUAGUGUCUGUGGACUCUAUUAAAUUUCUGUAUUAAAUCUGAAA